GGCAACUGGAAGAACUGCAAUGAGCUAUUCUACUAUGGCGUCCACUUGGCCAUAAAUCUGUUACAAAUAUGAAGAUAGAUGUAAUAAAAAAGCGCGUGUACAUUAUAGUCGAUCAAGAUAUUGCAUUCGUUUGCACUUGUUCAUUCUCAAAUUAUCAAUAUGACGUAAUGGCCCUCGUGACAAAGAGAAAAUAUUAGGGUCAAUCAUAAUCAAAUGAUCUUCCCAGUCAGUUAAAAUCAAAAGUAUUAUUGGUUCGUUCUUUUUGUGUCUACAUUGUUUUUUAGAGCUUUUCAAUGAGUUCCAAAGUUCAACAUCCGUUGAGUUGACCCGGUUUCCCUUACAGUUAGCUGCAUGUCAUUCUCUCAUAGAUACCAUCAGUGCUAAUAGGAAAUAAUAUAUAAGUAUCAUGUCUGAAAGUCAAUCUGUCAGUCCUGUAAAAUAUUUUAUUAGUGGGGGAGUUGGAGGAAUUUUUACAGUAAUUACUGGACAUCCACUUGACACAAUAAAGGUGCGCCUGCAAACAGCUCCGAAACCUGCACCAGGUGAAUCUCCUCUUUAUAAGGGAACAUGGGAUUGUGCAACAAAAACCGUCACGAAGGAAGGUCUACGAGGACUCUACAAAGGUAUGGGAGCUCCUCUCACCGGAGUUGCGCCAAUUUUUGCCAUGAGCUUUUUAGGAUAUGGAGUUGGAAAGAAGCUCCAACAAAAAUCCGAUGACGAAAAAUUAACGCCAUUGCAAUUAUUUUACGCUGGUGCCUUCAGUGGAAUUUUCACAACAGCUAUAAUGGCACCUGGUGAACGAAUCAAGUGCCUUCUUCAAAUCCAGCAUGGCCAAGCUGUAGCAAAAUAUAAUGGGCCAGUUGAUUGUGUUAAACAGCUGUAUAAAGAAGGCGGAAUAAGGAGUAUUUAUAAAGGCACUGGUGCUACUCUCCUCAGAGAUGUUCCUGCCAGUGGAAUGUAUUUUUUGACAUACGAGGGAAUCCAAAGGUUGAUGGCUGAAGAUGGCCAGAAAUUGAGCCUUUGGUCAACAAUAUUUGCUGGUGGCUGCGCAGGAAUUGCCAAUUGGAUUGUUGGAAUGCCGCCUGAUGUCUUGAAGAGUCGAUUCCAAACCGCGCCAGAAGGAACUUUUAAAGGCAUUGGGGAGGUGUUUAAACAAUUGAUGCAUGAGGAAGGACCUCGUGCACUUUACAAAGGAGUCGUGCCUGUGAUGCUCCGAGCCUUCCCUGCCAAUGCUGCUUGCUUCCUCGGUUUUGAAAUUGCUCUGAAGGGUCUCAACUGGGCAGCCCCCAAUUUAUAAUGCAUGCUCACAUAUCAGUGACUAGAUGAUAGAAGGAAUUUAUUUCCAAUUUAUAUAACUUUUUUCUGAUUCUUCAAGAUCAUUAUAAAUUUUAUAUACAGAGAUUAACUCAUGUCUUCAAUGAAGCACAAUGAUUUGAAAAUAUAAGAACCAUUUUCAGCGAAUAAAUUUUUCUACCAUUCAUAAAUGAA
Diachasma alloeum is the source of this 1488-nucleotide messenger RNA. It is a transcript of the gene colt, whose product is annotated as congested-like trachea protein. Gene Ontology annotation, biological process: carnitine transmembrane transport; mitochondrial transport. The record is from RefSeq and is a predicted model, not a curated record. NCBI's taxonomy places the organism in Eukaryota, Metazoa, Arthropoda, Insecta, Hymenoptera, Braconidae. Gene Ontology annotation, cellular component: mitochondrial envelope. Gene Ontology annotation, molecular function: O-acyl-L-carnitine transmembrane transporter activity. Bases 407 to 1297 code for a protein of 296 amino acids. The transcript is spliced from 5 exons.